Yamadazyma jaroonii is the source of this 1773-nucleotide messenger RNA. NCBI's taxonomy places the organism in Eukaryota, Fungi, Ascomycota, Pichiomycetes, Serinales, Debaryomycetaceae. The record is from the annotation of a GenBank genome assembly.
AUGUCUCAAGAUAAUACUGAAGUAGAGAAGGAAAAGUAUUUUGAAAGUAAUGCUGGAGAUGGGUCCCAUGCAACUGACCAACAUCUUCAUGGUAUACAAUUAUUCAUCACAUUAGUUAGUUUAUUAUUAGCAUUAUUCGCCUCGGCUUUAGAUCAAACUAUCGUAUCAGCAAUUCUUACAGAGAUAGCUACUGAUUUCAAUUCUUUUGAUAAAGUUGGAUGGCUUACAACGGCUUAUAUGUUACCUAUGGCAUGUUUAACCCCAUCAUAUGGGAAAAUAUCAAUAGCUCUUGGUAGAAAGUAUACAAUGUUAGCAGGUUUAGGAUUCUUCAUUGUGGGGUCAUUAAUAGCAGCUUUAGCUAAGAAUAUGGAUAUGUUCAUUGGUGGAAGAAUCAUUCAAGGUAUUGGAGGGGGUGCCAUUUCAUCAAUGAACGUUGUUAUUAUAAGUGAAAUCACUCCAAUAUCCAUCAGAGCAUUGGCAAUGGCAUUAAUCGGAGUUGUUUUCAGUAUUGCGUCGGCUGCUGGACCUUUUAUUUCCGGUUCUUUGGCUACUAAAGUUACUUGGAGGUGGUGUUUCUGGAUCAAUUUACCUAUAGCUGGGGUGGGAUUCGUUGCUCUUUUGGUGGUGUUUAGACCCCCUAGACCUCAAGGGAAUAUUAGAGAAAAAUUACAAAAAAUCGAUUACACAGGUACAUUUUUGAUUAGUUCAGGUUUGGUUUUGGUUUUAUUGGCUUUGACCUUUGGUGGUAAUGAAUUCUCUUGGAAUUCGGCAGCUGUCAUCUCAUGUUUUGUUUUAGGUGGGAUUUUAUUGAUUUUAUUCACUUGCUAUAAUUUUGGCAUUUCCAAACAUCCUUUGAUUUUGAAAGAAAUUAUCGUUGUUCCACAAAUAGUUAUUGCAUGUGUAGCAGGAUUUUUAUCCUUUGGUCAAUUCAUGAUCAAUAAUGUUUAUAUUGCUAUUUACUUCCAAGUUAUUCAUAAUGAUUCAGCAUGGCAAUCGGGUCUCAAUUUAUUACCAUUCAUUGUAACAGUUUCACUUGCAGCCGUAUUCAAUGGGGUAUUCAUCAAAUUCACAAGGACUGUUAAGAUAACUUUCAUGCUUUGUGCUAUAACAGCCUUAGUGGGUAGUGGAUUAUUACUUCUUUUCGGUUUAGAAUUAUCCAGAGGUACUCAUUAUGGAGUGUUAAUAGUUAAUGGUAUAUCAGCAGGAUUAUCAUUCCAAUGUAGUUUAUUAUCAGCACAAUUAAGAGCUCCAAAUACUGUCACUGGAUCUUUAAUUGUUACUACAGCUUUCAAUUAUUUUGCCAAAUCCAUUGGUGGUGUGUUAGCAGUUUCAAUAUCUCAAGUUAUUCUUCAAGUAUCUUUCACUGCAUACAUUAAAGAUCUUAUAGCUUCAUUGGAUGUUAAUUCUAGAGAUUACACAAUCUUAACAUCCAUACCAACCAAAGCCCUCGUUUCCAAUCCAAGUGUCAUAAAUAAAUUUCCUGAUUCCUUGAAGAAACUGACGUUAACAGCAUUUUUACAUGCAUUGAAGAACAUUUUCUAUUUCUCCAUUGCAAUUUCAGCACUUUUAGUCAUUACCACAGCUUUCACCACCAAUAAAAGAAUACCCAAAGAUGAAGAUGUUUUAAAAUCCAAGGAUGUUGAAGAGAAAGAGAAGGAAACCCCCGAAUCAGAAGAAACUCGUGAAUCCGAGGAAACUCCUGAAUCAGAGAAGAGUCCCGAAUCAGAGAAAAGUCCCGAGUUGGAGGAAACUUCCACAACUUCUGAUAAAUAA